Molecule: messenger RNA, 2161 nt
Organism: Alnus glutinosa
Lineage: Eukaryota; Viridiplantae; Streptophyta; Magnoliopsida; Fagales; Betulaceae
Product: beta-amylase 2, chloroplastic
Exons: 9
Coding region: 351-2060 (569 amino acids)
Biological process (GO): polysaccharide catabolic process
Molecular function (GO): beta-amylase activity
Source: RefSeq, a predicted model, not a curated record
AUAUCUUGGAUCCAACACCCUCCCACGGGUUCUCUUCCCCGCCACUUUCUCUACCUAUCUGUUAGGUUCCCGAGAAAACGGUGCGAAAUUAACGGCAAAGCAAGUGAAUACUCCCAAGAAAUGCAAGCAUUAUAACUAAAAUAACUCCAUCUCUCUACUCGGCAGCUUCGAGUGAAAGUUCCUCUUUACGGUUUACAGUUAUACGACACUCUCUCUCUUUUUUCUUUUCUCAUUCAUCCCAAACAAAGACACUAUCUCUUUCUGAGGAAAGUUUCUGAUUUUCUUUGUAACCAAACAAAGGUUUGAAAAUUGUUUACCAUUUCCAACUUCUCUUUGAGAGCAGUGAGAGAAUGGCGAUUUCGUCGAUUCAAGUCUUCCGUAGCCUUAGGCCUCCUAAUGCAUCUUCUACUGCAACAGCGGCUUCGUCGCUGCGAAAUUCUCAAACCCUUUCAGCUUCUUUGCGAGUUUCCUUUGGGUUUCGGAGCUCAGUGGACUUCAAUUCGUGCGGCUUGAAGGGUUGCUUUGUACCGUCUAGCGCUCGGUCCCGUGCUUGGGCCAUGGCGAGAGAGAGAGAAGAGAGAACUGAGGAUUACCCUCUAGCGGGUGAUUCCGUGGAUGCUGUAGAUGAUAAGCAGGUUGUAAACACACCCCAGGAGUUUCUGGAGCGAGACUUUGCUGGCACUCCUUAUGUUCCUGUAUUUGUGAUGCUACCCCUGGACAUCAUUAAUAUGAAUUGCGAGUUGGUUGAUCCAGAAGGUCUUCUCAAUCAGCUAAGAAUCUUGAAGUCAAUCAAUGUUGAUGGGGUUAUGGUUGAUUGCUGGUGGGGAAUCGUAGAGGCACAUGCUCCACAGGUAUAUAAUUGGAGUGGCUACAAAAGGCUCUUUCAGAUUGUGCGUGACCUUAAGCUCAAAUUGCAGGUUGUAACGUCUUUUCAUGAAUGUGGGGGUAAUGUCGGUGAUGAUGUACAUAUUCCGCUCCCCCGCUGGGUGUCCGAAAUUGGUCAAAGCAAUCCUGACAUAUAUUUCACUAAUAGAGAAGGAAAGCACAAUUCUGAAUGCCUCUCAUGGGGAAUUGAUAAGGAACGGGUCUUAAAAGGCCGGACUGCUGUUGAGGUUUACUUUGAUUACAUGAGAAGCUUUCGGGUUGAAUUUGAUGAGUUUUUUGAGGAUGGAAUCAUCUCUGAGAUUGAAGUUGGACUAGGACCAUGUGGAGAGCUACGAUAUCCUUCUUAUCCUGCAAAGCAUGGUUGGAGAUAUCCCGGUAUUGGUGAAUUCCAGUCCUAUGAUAAGUACUUGAUGAAGAGUCUUACAAAAGCAGCAGAAGCAAGAGGGCAUUCAUCUUGGGCCAGAGGACCAGAUAACGCAGGUUCUUAUAAUUCCACACCCCAUGAGACUGGGUUCUUUUGCGAUGGAGGUGAAUAUGAUAGCUAUUAUGGCAGAUUCUUCCUUAACUGGUACUCUCGAGUAUUGGUUGAUCAUGGCGAACGUGUACUUGGUCUAGCCAAUUUAGCUUUUGAAGGCACUUGCAUUGCUGCAAAGGUAUCAGGUAUACAUUGGUGGUACAAGACAGCCAGUCAUGCUGCUGAGCUGACUGCUGGUUUUUACAACCCCUCAAAUCGUGAUGGUUAUGCUCCAAUUGCGGCAAUGUUAAAAAAGCACGGGGCUGCUCUUAACUUCACAUGUGUUGAAUUGCGCACAUUAGAUCAGCACGAGGAUUUUCCAGAAGCACUGGCAGACCCAGAGGGAUUAGUUUGGCAGGUGCUGAAUGCUGCGUGGGAUGUUUGCAUUCCAGUAGCUAGUGAGAAUGCUCUUUCUUGCCAUGAUAGAGAAGGCUACAAUAAGAUCCUGGAAAAUGCCAAACCCCUGACUGAUCCAGAUGGAAGACAUUUAUCUGCUUUUACCUACCUCAGGCUCAGCCCAGUCCUCAUGGAGAGACACAACUUCAUGGAGUUUGAGCGAUUUGUGAAGAGAAUGCAUGGGGAAGCAGUUUCUGAUCUUCAAGUUAAUCCAAACAAAAAGCACACCAAAGUUCAGGAUACAGAUGGCCAAGUUGCUGCUUAGGUUAAAGAUAUGGAUAUAUUUCACACUUCUUUACAUGGUUUGAUGCUGUAUUACCGAAAGGAAAAAAAAAACUAUGUACUAUUAGUGUUAACUCAUCUCUA